AUGCUGCACGCGACCGCCAUCAUCGCCUUCGCAUCGUCGAAGUUGGUGGGGGUGUCGGCGCCAUGUUUAUGCGCCUGCUACGUCGCGGUAAGAUCUUUGCUGGUCAUGAGGCCGUCGAAUACACCAUAG
Messenger RNA from Chondrus crispus (carragheen), 129 nucleotides. RefSeq lists its product as hypothetical. NCBI's taxonomy places the organism in Eukaryota, Rhodophyta, Florideophyceae, Gigartinales, Gigartinaceae. The transcript has a single exon. The coding region runs from base 1 to 129 and encodes 42 amino acids. The record is from RefSeq and is a predicted model, not a curated record.